AUGGCUUCAGACGAGCGUCCAGCCUCCACAACGAUCCCCUCCUCCGAACCCAAACCUUCACAUGCACCAUCCGAGCCCUCCAAAAAAGACCCACCGACUCCCACACCACCCUCAGUAUUGCAAAGCGCACGGAUAUACCUCUUCCGCUACCUCGCCCUUUCAACCCGCCGCCUCGACCGCUUCCUGGUCCGCCUCUCCUCCAUCCUAGAAAGCCCAGCAUCCACCGACGCCCUCCUCGGCACCCUCGGCUACACCCUCGAAUUCCUCGCCGCGCUGCUCUCGCGCCUCCUCUCCCUCGCUUCCACAAUCGCAGAUAAAGCAGACGAUGUGCUGCUCCCCGGCGAGACCCUUAUCACGACCCUCCCCACCGCGCCCAGCGACAAGCUCAUGUCGCAGGUAGCUACGAGUUCUAGAGCCCUUGCCGCCAUGAUUGCGGACUUUCGAAUUUUCGUUCGCAUGUGGGGUUUAGCGGGGUUGUAUAUGUGGGCGAGGGGAUUGUGGCAUUCGCCGCUUGCCCAGGAGGCUGGGCUGAAGGAGAGGGUGGUGAGGAGGAUAACGUGGACGCAGAUUGCGAGUUUGGUACUGUUUCAGAUGCUGGAGAAUGGUGCUUACCUGGCGAGUAAGGGCGUGCUUACGAGCGAGGCGUGGAGUGGAGAGAAGGGAAAGAGGAAGGAGACUGCAUGUUGGAUUUGGAGUAGUAGAUUUUGGGCUGCGCACGUCGCGUUGGAGAUAGUGAGGGUUUCCUUGAAGUAUUAUGAGGGUGGAGAAGACGAGGGUAGGAAGGAGAUUGUAUGCGACGGUGAGAAAGAAGGCAAGUUGUUGAUAGAGCAGAAGAAGAGGGAACGGCGGGUCUGGUGGAGAGAUGCAGUAAGUAAUGUCGCAUACAUGCCCAUGACGCUACAUUGGAGCGUUGAAGAAGAGAAGGGGUUCCUGAGCGAUUGGGGUGUUGGCCUCCUUGGGGCUAUUGCUGGCGGUUCACUAUUCAUCGACGCGUGGAAGCAGACCGCACAAUAG
Didymosphaeria variabile is the source of this 1014-nucleotide messenger RNA. RefSeq lists its product as uncharacterized. The transcript has a single exon. The record is from RefSeq and is a predicted model, not a curated record. The coding region runs from base 1 to 1014 and encodes 337 amino acids. NCBI's taxonomy places the organism in Eukaryota, Fungi, Ascomycota, Dothideomycetes, Pleosporales, Didymosphaeriaceae.